CCCAGAGUAGGUGGUAGGGACAGAAGCGGGCAGUACCCCACUUCUCCCCUACAUCAUCUCUCCUGGCUGCUGUAAGCUAGGGUUGGCUCGCCCCAGAUCGGGUCGUCAGCAGCUGGCUCCCCUGGGACCAGGGUUCCUGCACCUUCCAGGGACCAUGCAUCAGUCCUAUUGACCCAGGACUAGGGGCCUGUGGGGGUACCUGGAAUGGGCUGUGUGUUCUGCAAGAAGUUAGAGCCUGCAUCCAAGGAGGAUGUUGGCAUCGAAGGUGACUUCAGGAACCAAGGGGCUGAAGAACGCUAUUACCCUGACCCCACUCAAGGCCACGGCCGGUUGCAGAACUUCUCUCCUCAGCCCACCAGCCCAGCUUUCCUUAAUGUUGGCAACAUGAGGAGCAUCUCAGGGACUGGAGUGACCACGUUCGUCGCCCUGUAUGACUAUGAGGCCAGGACAAGGGAUGACCUUACCUUCACCAAAGGCGAGAAGUUCCACAUCCUGAACAAUACUGAAGGUGACUGGUGGGAGGCUCGGUCGCUGAGCUCCGGACAGACUGGCUACAUUCCCAGCAACUACGUGGCCCCUGUGGAUUCCAUCCAGGCUGAAGAGUGGUACUUUGGAAAGAUCAGUAGGAAGGAUGCAGAAAGGCAGCUUCUCUCAGCUGGUAACCCUCAGGGGGCCUUUCUCAUUCGGGAGAGUGAAACAACCAAAGGUGCCUACUCCCUGUCCAUCCGUGACUGGGACCAGAACAGAGGCGAUCACGUAAAGCAUUAUAAGAUCCGAAAGCUGGACACAGGUGGCUACUACAUCACCACACGGGCCCAGUUCGAAUCCGUGCAGGACCUGGUGCGGCACUACACGGAAGUGAAUGAUGGUCUGUGCUACUUGCUUACCGCACCCUGUACCACCAUGAAGCCCCAGACGCUGGGUCUGGCCAAGGACGCCUGGGAGAUCGACCGUAGCUCCAUAACGUUUGAACGAAGGCUGGGCACCGGCUGCUUUGGAGAUGUGUGGCUGGGCACGUGGAACUGCAACACAAAGGUGGCCGUGAAGACCCUGAAGCCGGGCACCAUGUCUCCUAAGGCCUUCCUGGAGGAGGCACAGAUCAUGAAGCUGCUGAGGCAUGACAAGCUGGUGCAGCUGUACGCGGUGGUGUCGGAGGAACCCAUUUAUAUUGUGACAGAGUUUAUGGGCCACGGUAGCUUGCUGGAUUUUCUAAAGGAUCGAGAAGGCCAGAACUUGAGGCUGCCCCAUCUAGUGGACAUGGCCGCCCAGGUAGCUGAGGGCAUGGCCUACAUGGAGCGCAUGAACUACAUCCACCGAGACCUGAGAGCCGCCAACAUCCUGGUCGGGGAGCAGUUAGUUUGCAAGAUCGCAGACUUCGGGCUGGCUCGCCUCAUAGAGGAUAAUGAAUACAACCCCCGCCAAGGGACCAAGUUCCCCAUCAAGUGGACAGCCCCAGAGGCUGCCCUCUUUGGCAGAUUCACUGUCAAGUCGGAUGUGUGGUCCUUUGGGAUUCUGCUCACUGAACUGAUCACCAAGGGCCGAGUUCCUUACCCAGGCAUGAACAACCGGGAAGUAUUGGAGCAAGUAGAGCAUGGCUACCACAUGCCAUGCCCUCCAGGCUGCCCAGCAUCCCUGUAUGAAGCCAUGGAGCAGACCUGGCGUCUGGAUCCGGAGGAGAGGCCCACCUUUGAGUACCUGCAGUCUUUCCUGGAAGACUAUUUUAUCUCCACAGAACCACAGUACCAGCCUGGAGACCAGACAUAGCCUGGCUGGACAUCAGUGACCCUCUGGGAGUAUCUUCUUGCCCUUGCCAAUCCCCAGGGUUCUCUAAGUCCCAGUGCCUCCAGACUUGGGAUCCUGUGGAAUCCGAGAAGGCCAGAUGCUCUGAAGCCAUUUUACAGAUGGGGCAAAUGGAGGCUAGGCGCUCAUCUCUUACCUUCUCUGACCCCAAGCAAUCUGUCUUCCCUUCCUACCUAUGCCCUACCCCAAAAAUCUAGGGCACCCCACUCAUUUUACAGAUGGAGUGAAUGGAUGCUCAGAACUUAUCUCUCACACACUCUGACCCCAGGCACCAUUUUUCCUGUCCCACCAGGCUCCUCCAUGCUGUUAGCCUCUUUCUUCCAUCUCCUAAAAAUAUUCACACUUUGUCUAGUUAUUUAUAAAAUUGUAUUUCCCCUCCUUCACUUAUCUCUUAUUCCUGCUUUCCUACCUCCUGUCAGCCUGCUCCAGUCCAGGCCCUAAGAAUUUAAUUACUGCUCUUGGUUCUCUUGGAUUUCUCCAGGUUCCAAGGGCAGGGGACAUCUUUGCUUGACUGUCUUCCUGCAGACUGGAUGCUCUGGUCCAGGCCCAGGUCUGAGAGAGAGAGCUGGUGAAGGCUCACCACCUCUCUGUGUAAUGUGUUUAUUCAUUAUGUAAGUCAGAACAAUGAUGAUGUGAACUUUGAGCCAUGAAAAUUCCCUGAGCCAUCUUUGGGGAGGGAUGGUACUCCACAGGAGGGAAACAGGAUAGAUUUGGCUAUUGAGGGGCAGGUGGUAAGGAGUUCCCUCUUGCCUACUAAAUGUAAGGUACCCAGUGCAUGGAGUUUCAGAACACCCCAAAGUCCCACUGAUCAUCCACAGGUCAGUUUACCAUGAGUUGAGAAAAACAGAAAACAGGCAAUUGGAAGUAGAUGAAUGUGGCUUUGAAUCUGUGUACAGCUAAUUCCUUACCUGAUGUCAGCCAAUUUCCCGCCCAUCACAGGCACACUGGGACAUUGUCUUAGUUAGGUUUUGGGGUUUUUUUGUUUUUGUUUUUGUUUUUUCGAGACAGGGUUUCUCUGUGUAGUUUUGGUUCCUGUCAUGGGUCUCGCUCUGUAGACCAGGCUGGCCUCGACGAACUCACAGAGAUCCACCUGGCUCUGCCUCCUGAGUGCUGGGAUUAAAGGCAUGUGCCACCACUGCCCGCCCAGCUUAGUUAAAGUUUUUAUUGCUGUGAAGAGACAUCAUGACCACAACUCUUACAAAUAAAAACAUUUAAUUGGG
Peromyscus californicus insignis is the source of this 3020-nucleotide messenger RNA. RefSeq names its product FGR proto-oncogene, Src family tyrosine kinase (gene Fgr). The transcript has 13 exons. Gene Ontology annotation, biological process: cell surface receptor protein tyrosine kinase signaling pathway; innate immune response; integrin-mediated signaling pathway. The record is from RefSeq and is a predicted model, not a curated record. Gene Ontology annotation, cellular component: extrinsic component of cytoplasmic side of plasma membrane. Bases 205 to 1764 code for a protein of 519 amino acids. NCBI's taxonomy places the organism in Eukaryota, Metazoa, Chordata, Mammalia, Rodentia, Cricetidae. Gene Ontology annotation, molecular function: signaling receptor binding; ATP binding; non-membrane spanning protein tyrosine kinase activity.